This is a messenger RNA of Branchiostoma belcheri (Belcher's lancelet), 690 nucleotides long. RefSeq lists its product as uncharacterized. Bases 112 to 600 code for a protein of 162 amino acids. The record is from RefSeq and is a predicted model, not a curated record. The transcript is spliced from 7 exons. Lineage: Eukaryota; Metazoa; Chordata; Leptocardii; Amphioxiformes; Branchiostomatidae.
CUCUUACUCCUAUGUACUCUCCUUUUGGGAAUAUACGGCUUUGUUGCCUUACCAAGGCCUUUGCCUAAUGAACAAGUAACCUGCGUCAAGAGGGACGCCUGUACCUGUGACAUGAGCGAUGGGUCCGGAAGGGUCAGCCUCCACAGUCUGGCCAGUCCAGAGGAACCCGUCGAACUGGACAGCAACUCUUACAGAUUCCUCUACAGCCCAUGCAUUGCUAUGAAAAACGCCAAGCAGGAAUGUCGUGAGGACACGUCCGUGUGUUUAGAAGGAAGAGAGGAAGACUUCGGCUACAACUUUGGCAGCGCGUCAGAUUCCGAGUUUAUGACGGAUAAAACUGGAAACGUCACUGUGAAAUACACAUCACAUGUUGGAAAUAAAACAAGGACGGCCAAGGUCCGACUUGUGUGUGAUCCAUCCGUGACAGAGCGCCCCCUGGUGAUGUUCAAAGGCAUGACAGAAACUGCCAUGAAUGUGCCUGUCCCAGUUCAGCCAAUCGACCCGAUCUUUCAGAAUCUGGACGCAGGGCAAUGCAGUGAGUCUAUAACGCCCCCCGUCUUUGAAAAUGACGCCAAAUAUGGUGUGAAAUCAAGCGAAUGAUUUCAUGAUCAUCCUUGAUCAAACCGCACCUGCUCCACGACUCCCGGUGUCAAGCAAAAUACAUGCACAUGAUCCUGCCAAAUACAUGAC